AUGUCACGCCGCGGAAAGCCCGGUGCCCAUUCCGAAUACAGCAUCCGCUGGCAUAGCUUCGCCGACAUUACCACGCCCAGCGUGGACAUCAUGUCGUCCCCGGAUCCGCUCAACAAUUCGGGCGGCGAGGCCGUCAUCAUGCCGUCCUCGGCGCAUCGCGCGACGCGGAGCGUGACGCGGAGUCUCCGAUCCGACCGCUACCUCUCCAGAGACACCUCACCCCGGAAGCAAAUGUUCGAGCUCGAGGUCGGCGACAAUCGAGCACCGCAGAAAUUGCUCGUCACCGUCGAGACCGAGGGCGCGUCCGCGAAUGCCCCCGAUGGAGGCGCUCGACGGAAGCUCUUCCAAUCUUCGAGCCCCAUGCCCAUGAUACGACAGCGAGAGCGGGCCACAACGACGACUGUUCCACUGAAGGAUACGAUCGAGGAGGAGCCUAUGGAUAUAAACGCGACUCCAAGACGCCGGGGCCGACCGCGCAAAUCCAACGGAACGCCACUUCCUGGCGCGGGUGUGAAGAGGAGGGCGGGAACCCCUAUUAAGAGAACACCACGCCGGCCGCGGACGACGAAAUCUACUGAGGAAGACGAUGAUCUCGAGCUCCCGGAACCUGAAGUGCAGCCUACACCAAAGUCAGCGAGACGCGGCAGGCCUCCUAAGAACCGCACGGCCGAGCUAGAUGAUGGGCUUGCACCGCCUGAACCACAACCCACGCCGAAAUCUGCGAGACGGGGCAGGCCUCCUAAGAAUCGCACCGUCGAGCCCUCUAGUGAACUUGGCAUCGAGGCAGGACGCGGGAUUGCAUCUACGUCGAGGGGAAGACGCCGACAAGCACUUGCUCCUGAGGACUUGAUGGAGGUGGCCAAUGAGGUGACAGAACCUACUAUGGACGAGGAGGAUGAGCCCCAAGAAGACAAUGAGGUGACUCUGGUCAUCGCCCCUUCAGAAACAGGGGCGUCGGAAGCGCCUAUUGACACCCCUAUUAGGCCCGCCUCAGAAGCAGACUCGGAUAUUUGGAUGGCAACACUGGACGACGAUCCCACCCCACGGGCCGCCAAUCGAACGGCACAAUCACUACCGGCUUCUGAAUCCCCAGAGCCCGAAGCCGACAUGUCGCAAGCAGAGGAUUACGGAUAUCUCGCGCCAGCUGCGAGUGAUACCUCCUCGGCUGAUGAGCCUCUUAGCGAACCCAGACCCAGAGGCAACGACACUAUUGCACAGGGCGAGGACUUUAGUAUGAUAUUUAUGGACUCUCUGCCCUCGAUACAGGAACUGCGCAGCUCUGUCCGCGUACCGGCGGAAGACGAAUAUGGCGAGGAGACUAGUCUCAUCAUUAACAAUACCUUGGAAUCACUACGACAAUCAUUGCAACAGAGGGAGGGCCCUAAUGCAAAUAGGGAGACUGCUGAAACUUCCGAACACCCAUCGCUUGCAUUCAUCGAGCCUGCGUCGGCGGAGCUACACCAACCCAGUAUCCGACCACCAAUGACGUUUUCACAAAAUCGAAACCUGUCCCCGAGAUGGCUCCGAAGCCCACGACGAGGAAGCGUUUCGCCUCUCCGACACCAGGUUCUCAAGUUUAAGGCGAGGCAAACUGACGAAAAUGAUUCGAACGUCGCAGAGGGGAAUGUUGAGGGACCACACGUCCUGAGCCCCGAGCAACGAGGAUCGCCUGCAAACUUCAAUCAGGACGAAUCUAAUAUGUAUGAAGACUCGUUCUCGGAAAUUCCUCAGGAUGUGCUUGAGGCUGCUACCCCUCGACGGCCUAGAGUAGGUGUCAGGGACGAGGAGCUGAUGCAGGAGGAGCUGAUGCAAGAAGAACCAAUGGAGGAAGAGCCGGUGGAGGAAGAGCCGGUGGAGGAAGAGCCAAUGGAAGAACAACUAGCAGAAGAAGAGCUGGGAAAAGAAAUGAUGGAGGAAGAAAUGAUUGAACAACAACCUUUGGAACAACAACCUGUGGAAGAACAACCUAUGCACGAACAGCCUGUGGAAGAAGAACUGGCGGAACUAGUCGAACUAGUGGGCGAACAACCUUUGGAGGAAGCACUGGUGGAAGAGGAGCCCGUCGAAGACGACCAAGAGAUGAAAGAUGCACAACCACCCCAACAAAUCGAAAGCCAGUACGCACCAGAAACCGCUUCGAAUGUGAGCGUUGUUUCUCGAUCCGACGCAGGCCGCCUCCCUACUCCCGAUGACACCCCUCCUCAAAUCGGAGUCGAGGCAGAAGACCAGGGCAAGUCAACACAAACCUCUCAAGCCUCUGUUGGAGUUGUUUCUCCAAAGAUGUCGUCCCCGUUAGUCUUGUCUGCAUCCCGAUCUCAGCUCGUACCAGAGAUUGUGGAGGAGAUGGUCGACGAUCUUGAGGAAGAAUUUCCGGAGGCUUCGGUGCCAGAAACGUCAAAACUGUCGCUGGAUAGUCACUUGCGUCGGCCCGAAGUGACACCAGUCAAUCAAUUGACAUCUCCACUUCAGGACCCUCAGUCGCUGGUACCAGAGACUGCGCUAGACAAGAUGUCGCGACCUCUGUUGUCUCCCAUUGUACGAGCAGGGCGGGCGUUGCAAAGUGUGACCUCAGACCCUCCGUCGCCUGAGCCUCGCGAACACCCUCUGCGGAGCCCCUUCCGGAGCUCAGUUAGCAGAGAAUUGGGACCACCGGCUCAGGAUUCGCAACCCAGCCGUCGAAUAAGCUUGAGCCCAAGAAGGCCAUUCAACUUCACAGCUAGAAAUCAGGUCCCGUCGGCUAGCCAACUAUCCGAUGAUCCCUUUGUUUCGGAUAUGAGGCAUACUGGCCAGCUCAGCUUUCUGGAAGCACUCGAGAGGAGUGGCGGAAAUCGAUCAUCACAAAGGACACGUGAAUCGCCUCGAGACUCUCGAGCUAGCUCACUGCGCAUCACUCCCCCUAAUGAUGAGGUGAUGAGUUGGGUUGCCGAUGAGGGUCCGAUCAGUGCUAAUCUUCGAGGAGACGUCCCGCUCAAGGACUUUGCACGAUCCACAACCGCCGAAGUGACGAAGGGUUCCACAUCCUAUGAACAGCUGGAUGGUGCAGCUGAUGAUGUUGUCGAUGAUGUUGACGAUAAUGAUGCGCCUGAAGAGCGUGAUGAUGAUAUGGAUAUUUGGGAAUUUGAGGCGAAGCGGGCGACUCCUCGCACUACUCGCCAACAGCCAUUCGGGAAUAAGCGGCGUACUCUGCCCAGUACCUGGAUGAGACAGAGCACACGAGGGCCCCCGAGAGAGGAGGAGGCGUUCACUGAGGGUGCUGCAUCUGACGCCGACAGGACAGAGGAGGCCCAGGAGGAAUACUCUUUACUUGCACAGAGCAAAGGUGCUCAAGAGCCGGCAGGGCCGGUCGAGUCGGCAAAGAAAGCGAGUCGAUUCGACCUGGCAUCCUUCUUCUCGUCUCCAGCUGCCAUCCCUGGUAUGUUGGCCGAGAAGUUCCUUCCAGCCAAGACCGCGUCAGUCUUUGGAGCAAGACCUAGUGAGCCAGAGCCGCUUCAAGCUGAGCCAGUUCAAGUGGAUAUGGUUCAAACGGCGCCUGUUCUGCCCACUAGCUCCAUGUUCCCUCAAGUUGCGCAGAAGGAGUUCCAGCCCCGGAAGAGCUCCCGUAUCGAUCUCUUCUCUCCAUCGCGAGAUGAGGAGCGGGAGCCAAGGGAGGAAACGCAAGCCUCUUCACCUCAAGAAGCUCCGGAGGAGUCUGAGAUGCCAUCUGUAGCUCAGAAACAAAACUUCACGCCUCGACCCAAGGCCAAGCAACCCAACGCUGCCUUCUUCAAGUCUUCAGCUCGAUCGAGUGCUCCCACGCCACCACGAAUGCAGCUGUCCCACGCGGACAUCCAGAGGUGGCAGCAUGAAACCUCCGUGGCUAGCGAAGACUCUCCCGAGGUGUCUCAGCCGUUUCUGCGACCCCUGCCUCCAAAGCACGCCUCGCCGAGCAAGUCGAGUCUGCGGUCACCUAUGAAGCCUCACACUCCAGGGCGUGUUGUCGAAUUUACGAGCAGCGUCCUGUCGCCCGUGGAGCAGGCAAAGGCCCGCCAGGUUCGGCGUCUUUCCAACUCUUCAGCGUCCCAGGCCAGUCUCGCCCCGCAGCGUCAGCCCCCUCCUCCUCAAACAAUCGACAAGGAGAACCGUGACGCAUCAGACAUGUCCAUGUCUGAAGCGUCGCCCUUGGCUAAACCGCCACAGCCCGCACCGCUCUCACAGACCGUCUGGACCCGCCAACACUGGCUCCUCCUGGACGAGCUGCUCCAACUGCGGCGGGCAGGCCCAUACGAGCUGAACUAUGGACGCUGUGCGGACAAGUUCCUUGGAAAGACGGUUAAGAGCCAAGGCGAGGCCAUGGUGCUGGAGCGCUGGCACCUAGACUGCGUGGAUGCCUUCAAGGCAUCGGUUGGUGCGUGGGACGAGGCCGUGUUGGUCAAGAGGCUAUUCGCGUUGAUUCUCGGCGAGGAGAGGAGGAGCCGCGGCGUCUCAGAGACACCUGCACGAGUUAUGUUUCACUAA
Molecule: messenger RNA, 4494 nt
Organism: Ilyonectria robusta
Lineage: Eukaryota; Fungi; Ascomycota; Sordariomycetes; Hypocreales; Nectriaceae
Exons: 1
Coding region: 1-4494 (1497 amino acids)
Source: RefSeq, a predicted model, not a curated record